Plectropomus leopardus (leopard coralgrouper) is the source of this 400-nucleotide messenger RNA. RefSeq names its product mitochondrial ribosomal protein L53 (gene mrpl53). NCBI's taxonomy places the organism in Eukaryota, Metazoa, Chordata, Actinopteri, Perciformes, Serranidae. Gene Ontology annotation, cellular component: mitochondrial large ribosomal subunit. The record is from RefSeq and is a predicted model, not a curated record.
AUGGCGGCUCCCAGUAAAUCGGCGGUGGUGCUAAAGGCUGUGAAGCAAAUAGCGGUUCAGUUUUGUCCGUUUGAGUCUAAUGUCCGCUCCACACGGGAGUUUCUGGCCUUGGUGGCCUCAGAGAAGGCCAGAUCUACCAACAUGAACUGUGAGGUGAUAUCUGUGGUGAAACAUGACAAGUCUGAACCCGUAGUGGAUGUUACUUAUAUAGACGGAGAGAAGCUGGUGUUGAAGGGAGCAAAGUUGACCAGCCGCGAGAUGUUGAGCGUGUUUCAGUCAAUGUGCAAAGACAAGGAUCCACAGGGAAAAGCUGCAGCAAAAAAAUAACCACCCUCAUGUGAAAUAUAUCUGUGUCGUAUGUUCUUUGAUGUACAUAAUUAAAGUAUUUCAUUUAAAUGUG